AUGUCUCCCCCCGCCCAGCCGGGGGUGCCGGGCGGGCGCGGCUCUAAGGUGCCCCCGGCGCGGAAGCUGCUCUGCAUGUGCAGCCUCUCCCUCUGCCUCACCUACCUGUGCUACAGCCUCAUGGGGGGCACCGGCCCGGGCGCCCUCCGCUCCCCCGCCGCGCUCCCCGGCACGGCGGCCCCGGCGGCCCCGCGCUCCCCCGCCAGCCCGCCGGGCAGCUCCGCCGCCCCGGUCCCCUCCGCGGCUCCGACGCGGGCCUCCAACAGCAGCCGGGAAGGGGCGGCGGGCGCCUGGCUGCGGACGCCGCUGGCCCCCGGGGAGGUGAUCACGGCGCAGAGCGGAGCCUUCGAGAGGGACCCGCAGGAGUCGAGCACCACGGACGAGGAGCUGAGCCGGGCCGGCAGCCCGGGGAGCCGCGGCGGCGGCGGCGGCGGCGGCGGCAGCAGCACCACGCCGGACUACGGGGAGAAGCGGCUGCCGCAAGCCCUCAUCAUCGGGGUGAAGAAGGGGGGGACGCGGGCGCUGCUGGAGGCCAUCCGGGCGCACCCCGACGUGCGCGCCGUGGGCACCGAGCCCCACUUCUUCGACAGGAACUACGAGAAGGGGCUGGAGUGGUACAGGAACGUGAUGCCCAAGACACUGGAUGGCCAGAUCACCAUGGAGAAGACCCCCAGCUACUUUGUGACCAACGAGGCCCCCAGGCGCAUUCACUCCAUGGCCAAGGACACGAAGCUGAUCGUGGUGGUGAGGAACCCUGUCACCCGGGCCAUCUCGGACUACACGCAGACGCUCUCCAAGAAGCCGGAGAUCCCCACCUUCGAGGUGCUGGCCUUCAAGAACCGGACCCUGGGGCUGAUUGACGCCUCCUGGAGCGCGAUCCGCAUCGGGAUCUACGCCCUGCACUUGGAGAACUGGCUCCAGUACUUCCCCCUCUCCCAAAUCCUUUUUGUCAGUGGCGAGAGGCUCAUCACUGACCCGGCCGGAGAAAUGGCCAAGGUUCAGGACUUCUUAGGCCUCAAGAGGAUUGUGACAGAGAAACAUUUUUAUUUUAAUAAAACCAAGGGGUUCCCCUGUCUAAAGAAGCCAGAGGACAGCAGUGCUCCCCGGUGCUUGGGCAAGUCCAAGGGUCGAACUCACCCCAAAAUAGACCCAGACGUCAUCCACAGACUGCGGAAGUUUUACAAACCCUUCAAUGUCAUGUUUUACCAAAUGACGGGCCAAGAUUUCCGGUGGGAGCAGGAAGAAAGUGAUAAGUAG
Messenger RNA from Gymnogyps californianus (California condor), 1257 nucleotides. It is a transcript of the gene HS3ST4, whose product is annotated as heparan sulfate-glucosamine 3-sulfotransferase 4. The transcript has 2 exons. The record is from RefSeq and is a predicted model, not a curated record. Lineage: Eukaryota; Metazoa; Chordata; Aves; Accipitriformes; Cathartidae. Gene Ontology annotation, molecular function: [heparan sulfate]-glucosamine 3-sulfotransferase activity. Bases 1 to 1257 code for a protein of 418 amino acids.